Messenger RNA from Pygocentrus nattereri (red-bellied piranha), 4173 nucleotides. RefSeq names its product solute carrier family 4 member 8 (gene slc4a8). Gene Ontology annotation, molecular function: solute:inorganic anion antiporter activity; monoatomic anion transmembrane transporter activity; sodium:bicarbonate symporter activity. Gene Ontology annotation, biological process: regulation of intracellular pH; bicarbonate transport; monoatomic anion transport. Gene Ontology annotation, cellular component: plasma membrane. The record is from RefSeq and is a predicted model, not a curated record. The transcript has 25 exons. The coding region runs from base 239 to 3559 and encodes 1106 amino acids. Lineage: Eukaryota; Metazoa; Chordata; Actinopteri; Characiformes; Serrasalmidae.
UCCUCAGGCGGAGAGGAGAGAGAAGGGACUGUACUCACUCAUCUUCCGGACCGGAGACCCAACCUACUGUCCAGCUUUUUGCCUUAGUUGCACUGGCUGUUGCUCUCACCAUGUCUGUCUCGGGUGGACUGAUGCUUCACUGACACCUCCGCUCCCUCUGAUACAUCUCCCUCUCUCUCCUCCUGAAGCUGCAUCCUGUCUCUGCUGGAGGGCUGAACGCCGCUGGAGGGAAAUUACAAUGUCUGCAGAAACCAGCGGGCAGGAGAGCAUGCUGAGCUACCAGAGACCUGAUGAGGAGGUGGUAGUGGACCAGGGUGGCACAAGCUCAGUCCUGAACAUCCACUAUGAGAAAGAAGAGCUAGAGGGUCACAGGACUCUAUUUGUUGGGGUGCGGAUGCCACUGGGCAGGCCGUCUCAUCGCCAUCACAGGACUCACAGCUCCAAACACCGUAAGAGAGAGAGAGUGAGAGCGGAGAGUCUAGCACUGGAUGCAGAGAGUACAGAUGACACAACUACCACCUCACAUGACACGCCAUCCCAGAGGGUGCAGUUUAUUCUGGGCACUGAGGAGGAUGAGGAGCAUGUGGCUCAUGACCUCUUCACCGAGCUCGAUGAGAUCUGUGUUAAAGAUGGCAAAGACGCAGAGUGGAAGGAGACUGCCAGGUGGUUGAAGUUUGAGGAGGAUGUGGAGGAUGGAGGGGAAAGGUGGAGUAAACCCUAUGUCGCUACUCUCUCUCUGCACAGCCUGUUUGAGCUGCGCAGCUGCAUCAUUAAUGGGACUGUCCUGUUGGACAUGAGAGCGGACUGCAUUGAGGAGAUAGCAGAUAUGGUGCUGGACCACCAGGAAGCAGCUCAUGAGCUGGACGACAGUGUGAGAGUGAAGGUUCGAGAAGCACUAUUGAAGAGGCAUCACCACCAAAGUGAUAAGAGAAGGUCCAACCUGCUACCCAUGGUCAAAUCCCUCACAGACUCUGGCAGGAAACAGAGUGAACCACACUGCAUGGACAAAAGUGGGCCUGCUACUUCUCCUCAGCCUCCUCCUUCAAAUGUAGAAGUGAAAAACGCGGCAGGGCAGGAUAAUGGUCAAGUCGAUCUCAGUAAGGUGGAUACACACUUCAUGAAGAAAAUCCCGACUGGAGCUGAAGCUUCCAAUGUGUUGGUGGGUGAACUGGACUUUCUGGAGAGACCCAUUGUGGCAUUUGUUCGCCUGUCUCCAGCUGUGCUGCUGACCGGACUCACUGAAGUACCAAUACCAACCAGGUUUAUGUUCAUUCUGCUUGGCCCGGAUGGAAAAGCUCAGCAGUAUCAUGAGAUUGGCCGCUCCAUGGCUACUAUUAUGACUGACGAGAUCUUUCAUGAUGUAGCAUAUAAGGCAAAGAACAGGAGUGACCUGUUGGCUGGUAUUGAUGAGUUUUUGGAUCAGGUGACAGUUUUACCACCAGGAGAGUGGGACCCCUCCAUUCGCAUUGAGCCACCCAAGAGUGUACCCUCACAGGAGAAAAGGAAGAUGCCUGGUGUGCCAAAUGGGACAGUUGUUCCAGUAGAGGUGGACAUACAUGGGGAACACCAUGGACCAGAACUACAAAGAACCGGGAGGUUGUUUGGAGGUCUGAUUCUGGAUGUGAAACGGAAAGCUCCAUUUUAUCUGAGUGAUUUUAAAGAUGGACUGAGUCUGCAGUGUGUGGCGUCUUUCCUCUUCCUCUACUGUGCCUGCAUGUCUCCUGUCAUUACAUUUGGAGGACUCCUAGGAGAAGCCACUGAGGGACGCAUUAGUGCUAUUGAGUCAUUGUUCGGUGCCUCGAUGACUGGAGUGGCAUACUCACUCUUUGCUGGGCAGCCUCUCACUAUUCUGGGCAGUACUGGACCUGUUCUAGUAUUUGAAAAAAUCCUUUUUAAGUUCUGCAAAGAUUAUGACUUGUCUUACCUGUCUCUCCGCACCUGUAUCGGCCUCUGGACAGCCUUCCUGUGUUUGAUUCUGGUUGCCACAGAUGCCAGUUCUCUGGUCUGUUACAUCACCCGCUUCACUGAGGAAGCCUUUGCUGCCCUCAUCUGUCUCAUCUUCAUUUAUGAGGCCCUGGAGAAACUUGUGCAUCUGGGAGAACUCUACCCCAUCAACAAGCACAGUGACCUGGACAAACUUACUCUGACAUACUGUAAGUGUGUAGAGCCUGACAACCCCAGUAAUAAGACUCUGAUUAUGUGGAGUGAGAGAAACAUCACAGCCUCAGCAGUGCCCUGGAGCAACCUCACUGUGAAGGAGUGUUUAGAUUUCCAUGGGCACUUUGUUGGGACAGCCUGCGGUCAUCAUGGCCCCUACACACCUGAUGUCCUCUUCUGGUCAUCUAUUUUGUUUUUUUCCACCUUCUUUCUGUCCACAUUCCUCAAACAAUUCAAGACCAGCAGAUAUUUUCCAACACGGGUGCGAUCUAUGAUCAGCGAUUUUGCUGUCUUCCUCACUAUCGUUUUCAUGGUACUGAUUGACUAUGCCAUUGGAGUUCCAUCCCAAAAACUACAAGUUCCCAGCAAGUUCAAGCCAACACGGGAUGACCGUGGCUGGGUGAUUAACCCAAUUGGCCGGAACCCAUGGUGGACAGUGCUGGCAGCAGCAAUACCGGCCCUACUCUGUACCAUACUCAUCUUCAUGGACCAGCAGAUCACCGCUGUCAUCAUCAACCGCAAAGAGCACAAACUGCUGAAAGGCUGUGGGUACCACUUAGACCUGCUGAUGGUGGGGGUGAUGCUGGCUGUGUGUUCUGUAAUGGGCUUGCCGUGGUUUGUGGCAGCAACUGUGCUGUCCAUCUCGCACGUGAACAGUCUGAAACUGGAGUCAGAGAGCGCCGCUCCCGGAGAACAGCCUCGUUUCCUGGGCAUAAGAGAGCAGAGGCUAACAGGCCUGUUAAUCUUUUUGCUCAUGGGCUGCUCAGUGUUAAUGACUGGUGCUUUACAGUUCAUCCCCAUGCCGGUUCUAUAUGGAGUCUUCCUCUAUAUGGGUGUCUCAUCUCUGAAAGGCAUUCAGUUUUUUGACCGUCUAAAAUUGUUUGGGAUGCCGGCAAAGCACCAGCCGGAUUUUAUAUACCUUCGCCAUGUCCCACUUAGGAAAGUCCACCUGUUCACUCUUGUUCAGCUUACCUGCCUCGUACUACUGUGGAUCAUCAAGACCUCUCCUGCUGCCAUCAUAUUCCCCAUGAUGGUACUGGCACUAGUGUUCAUUCGUAAGCUGUUGGAUUUCUGCUUCACCAAACGGGAGCUCAGUUAUCUUGAUGACCUCAUGCCCGAGAGUAAAAAGAAGAAACUAGACGAUGCCACUAAAAAAGCAGAAGAGCAAGAGUCACAGGAGAUGUUAGUUGAUGACUCUGACAGAGGAGAUGACAAGAGCACAGUGGAGAUCCCUAUGGAGAGCAGCAAAUCACUACAUUCACCUAAAGCACCAGACCCUAGGACUGACCCCUCUGAUAUUAACAUCUCUGAUGAAAUGUCUAAAACUACUGUGUGGAAGUCUCUUAGCUCCAAUCACAAGGACACAAAUCGAUCAUCAGGUCACAAAAAGGACUGCCAGUGAGACGGACCCAUAGGACUUGUUCAGCCAUUGGAAACAACUCACAAAGACAGAUAUAGUCAGACAAACAUCCUUUCUCUUUAAUGGUCUGGUUUUAAUCAUACUUUCACUCAAACACACAUGCACAGAUUCAAACAAAAUGUACCAUAAAUCCUCUUAGUCAUGAGGUGUGAAUGUACAUUUGUGUGAGUUUAGUGUAUGGAUGUGUGUGUAUGUACAUGUGUAUAGAGGAGUAGCAGAGAGGAGUAGAGGCGUAUACUGCUCUAAACCAAACCAGGUUAUUUUUAAAAUGUGUCACAUUGAGUAAACACUGUCUAUGACGUCACAGUACUGUGCCAUAUUUGUGUAUUUUAUUUUAUGGUGACAUUAUGAAUUUGUAGAACAAUACAAUGGAUAUUGUUAUAGAAAUUUUAAACUUAAAUUACUGUUGGACAUACUGAUGUAUAUGUGUGUCGUGGUGCGCUGUCAAAAAAUAUGAAUAAUCUCAGUAAUAAGAGUAGCGUGUCUUACAAAUGCUUCAGCCAGGUGAUUGAUUAACCAUUUUAAAAUCCAAAACAUUAAUGUGCCUGAAGAUGCAGAUAGUCGCAGCGCAAAAAACAUUUACUGGAUACAUGUGG